UGCAUACUUUUACGUACUCUAAAAACGCGUCCUUGCAAUUCAAUAAAAAAAUAAGCUUCUCCUUUGGCCAAAUCCUUGUGCAUUACACUACGAAAAGAUGCGCUCGGAUCGGCACGACGAAACAUAUCGAUUAAUAUAAAAAUAAUGUGGGUUAAUCUAAGAAUCAAACACUUGUAAUUUUUCGGUUUCGGGGCCGAAGAAAAUAUGCGAAAAUUAGAAAUUCCAGGAUAUCUCGAGAACUACAAGGACGAUUUGAAUGUCCUUUGGCAAGAUGAUAGGCCUCAUCUAGGUCCUUUGUUUGACACACGAUUCUAUAAUUUAUGGUACAAUGGACAAAAAGAGAUACAUAUAAUGGUAAAUCCCAAGGAGUUGCAAAACUUUAUAAGGAUCGUCAGUCGAGAGGGAUGGUUAACGGAGCUCUUGAUACCAAAUGUGCAAGCAUUAAUUGAUGCUGGUAACAAGCAGCCAUAAAUUUAUACAAUUAAUUGAAUUAAACAUGAAGUAUACAAA
Molecule: messenger RNA, 510 nt
Organism: Drosophila albomicans
Lineage: Eukaryota; Metazoa; Arthropoda; Insecta; Diptera; Drosophilidae
Exons: 3
Coding region: 205-471 (88 amino acids)
Source: RefSeq, a predicted model, not a curated record